CUCUCCUCCAUAAUCCAAAGUCCAAACUCCGAUCCACUCUCUCCCUCUCUCCUUUUGUUUUUUUUGUCUGUUAUCAACAGAAUCCAGACCCUAAUACCCUUCUCGGAUCAUCCGGUUGGACCAACCUGUGGAGCUAAGCUUUUUGUCUCUGCUAAACAAUCUGGUUAUCUGGGCUUUGGUUCAUCUUGAGCCUAUGCGAUGGAAGUGGCUAAUGAAUCCACUGCUAAGAAACCAAAGAGGUUGACUUCUGUUGUGUGGAACCACUUUGAAAGGGUUAAGAAAGCCGACAUAUGUUACGCGGUAUGUGUUCAUUGCAACAAGAAAUUAAGUGGAUCGAGUAAUAGUGGAACCACCCAUCUGAGAAAUCACUUAAUGCGGUGCUUGAAAAGAUCGAACUAUGAUGUUUCCCAACUACUUGCAGUAAAGAGAAGGAAAAAAGAAAAUACCCUUACCAUUGCAAAUAUCAGUUACGAUGAAGGGCAGAGAAAGGAGGACUAUAUGAAGCCCACUAUUGUCAAGUAUGAGCAGGACCAGAGAAAGGAUGAAGCUUUCAACCUUGGAAGCAGUUGGUUCGACCCAGAGAGAAGUCGGUUAGAUCUUGCCCGCAUGAUUAUAUUACAUGGCUACCCCUUAGCCAUGGUUGAACAUGUUGGAUUCAAGGUAUUUGUCAAGAAUAUGCAGCCAUUGUUCGAUGUUGUCCAUAAUAGCACCAUUGAGCUGUCUUGUGUGGAAAUUUAUAUGAAGGAGAAGCAGAGAAUUUAUGAUAUGUUUAGUAAAUUGCAAGGCAGAAUUAACCUCGCCAUUGAGAUGUGGUCUUCCCCUGAGAAUUCUAAAUACGUAUGCUUGACAGCGCAUUAUGUUGAUGAUGAAUGGAAACUACAAAAGAAGAUUCUUAAUUUCUUAACACUUGAUUCUUCUCAUACCGAAGACAUGCUUUCAGAUGUAAUUAUCAAGUGUCUGAUGGAUUGGGACAUAGACUGUAAGUUGUUUUCCGUGACAUUUGAUGAUUGUUCGACUAAUGAUGACAUUGUCUUGAGAAUAAAAGAUCAGAUUUCUGAAAGCAGGCCACGUUUAAGCAAUGGGCAAUUAUUAGAUGUGCGCUCAGCUGCACAUGUUUUAAAUUCAAUUGCUCAAGAUGCCAUUGAAGCUCUCCAAGUGGUGAUCCAAAAGAUUCGAGGAAGUGUUAAAUAUGUUAAAAGUUCACAAUCAAUACUAGGGAAGUUCAAUGAGAUUGCCCAGCAACAAGGAAUCAACAACCACAAGAUCGUAGUUCUUGAUUAUCCUAUACGAUGGAAUUCAACAUACAUGAUGCUCGAGACUGCUGUAGAAUACAGGAAUGUGUUCCAUCACUUGCCAGAGCUUGAUCCGGAUUUUGCUUUGAGUGAUGAAGAGUGGAAACGGGCAAGUUCCAUUGUCAGCUAUUUGAAAUUAUUGAUUGAAAUCAUUAAUGUCUUCUCCAGCAACAAAUGUCCUACUGCAAAUAUAUACUUCCCUGAAAUUUGUCACGUCCACAUCCAAUUGAUUGAAUGGUGCAAGAGCUCGGAUGCUUUUCUUAGUUCAUUGGCAACAAAGAUGAAAGCCAAGUUUGAUAAAUAUUGGAGCAAGUGCAGUUUAGGGUUGGCAGUAGCAGCUAUCUUAGAUCCCCGAUUCAAGAUGAAGUUGGUUGAGUAUUACUAUUCCCAAAUUUACGGCAGUACUGCUUUAGAACGAAUCAAAGAAGCAUCUGAUGGUAUCAAGGAACUCUUUAAUGCAUACUCUAUCUGCUCAACUUUGAUUGAUCAGGGUUCAGCUUUGCCUGGCAGUAGCUUACCUAGCAGUAGUAAUGAUACUAGAGAUAAACUAAAGGGCUUUGACAAAUUCCUCCAUGAGACAUCUCAGAGCCAAACUGCAAUAUCGGACUUGGAAAAAUAUUUAGAUGAGCCCAUGUUUCCUCGUAACUGUGACUUCAAUAUCUUAAAUUGGUGGAGAGUCCACACACCAAGGUAUCCAAUCUUGUCAAUGAUGGCACGUGAUGUUCUAGGAACUCCUAUGUCAACCGUUGCGCAGGAGUUCGCAUUCAAUGCUGGAGGUCGGAUUCUUGAUAGCAAUCAAAGUUCACUGCCUCCUGAUACUCGACAGGCUUUGAUAUGCACAAGAGAUUGGUUAAGGACGCAAUCUGAUGAUGCAACACCAUCGUCAAGUCAUUAUGCGCUACCGCUUUACGUUGAAGCAAAUUGAUCCAAUCCUCCCCUUCUCAGUACAUGGAUCUUUUCCUAAGCUAAUAAAGAUUGCAUCUGAUUGCAUUGAAGCACUUGAGCUUUGGGUCAUAAUCAAAAAAUUGGACAAGCUGUUAUUUUAUAUCUGAUAAUGGUGUUUCAAUGUGGCUCUGGUAUUAUACUUCUUCCUUUAGGAUCUAAAAUUGAAUGUACAUUUGUAGGAUAAUAAGAACCAAAUGCUUAUAUAGCUAUGCCCCAAUUCAAGCAACUCUUUGCUAUGGUUGAUGUAGUUAUUUUAUUUCAAGUUAAUACUUAAGAUACAUGUUGAAAUGCCCUUUCAGGUUCUUGCUGGGCCUAUCAAGGCAAAUUUUAUUUUAUUGUA
Molecule: messenger RNA, 2577 nt
Organism: Gossypium raimondii (Peruvian cotton)
Lineage: Eukaryota; Viridiplantae; Streptophyta; Magnoliopsida; Malvales; Malvaceae
Product: zinc finger BED domain-containing protein RICESLEEPER 1
Exons: 4
Coding region: 199-2217 (672 amino acids)
Molecular function (GO): protein dimerization activity; DNA binding
Source: RefSeq, a predicted model, not a curated record